Heterobasidion irregulare TC 32-1 is the source of this 1273-nucleotide messenger RNA. RefSeq lists its product as uncharacterized. The record is from RefSeq and is a predicted model, not a curated record. NCBI's taxonomy places the organism in Eukaryota, Fungi, Basidiomycota, Agaricomycetes, Russulales, Bondarzewiaceae. Bases 219 to 1190 code for a protein of 323 amino acids. The transcript has a single exon.
CGUCUAUGCGGCUUCAGCGUUCAUCGUUCCCUGAUCAGCAAAGGCAUAUAUCGAGGCUGAGUUCCCGAACAUGGACUUCAGCUCUCAGCAAUGUGAAGCUCGUCGCCUAGAAUGAGCCAGCGAAUGCUUCAUCUGAAAGACUGCGUCGUCCUGUCAGAACUUAGUAAUGGUUUCCCGUACUUGGACAUCACCUGGUUGCAUGUGUGGGAGGGACGUAAAUGAGGAAGUAUAUAUAUCCAGCCAAAGCACGUAGCGUCCAGACGAUACAUCAUAUCGCACCGAUGACCGCCAGCCUUCCCACCUCUCUUUCAAACCAGGCGUUCUUUAACGUAUCUGCGGUCGACGCGGGCGAGCUCUCACUCCCCUCCCACCUCUUCCUCGACCCGUGCCCCCCAGACGAAGAUAAGCUCGUCGUCCCGGCGCUCUGUUUCCUCCUACGCCACUCCGCAUCCGAGCACGUCCUUCUUUUUGACCUCGGAUACCGCAAGGACCAUCACAACUAUCCCCCGGCGGUCAUUCGCCGCAUAUCGCUCUUCCAGCCACUGACAAUGACCACCGACGCCGCCGAGUCGCUGCAAAACGGCGGCCUCGCGCCCACCGCCGUCACGCACGUCUGCCUUUCCCACGUCCACUGGGACCACGCCGGCGACCCCCGGCCCUUCUCCAACGCCACUUUCCUCGUCGGCGCCGGCGCGCGCACGCUGCUGCAGACCGGGUACCCACACGACCCGGACGCGCUGUUCGCCGCCGACCUCCUCCCUUCCGCGCGCACUGCGUUCCUCGACCCCACAGGCCCCGAGUGGCGGCCCGUCGGCCCGUUCCCGCGCGCGCUCGACUAUUUCGGCGACGGGAGCGUGUAUAUCGUCGACGCGCCCGGGCACCUCCCCGGGCACGUUAACGCGCUGGUGCGGACGUCGCCGGACGGCGGGUGGGUCUACCUCGCGGGAGACUCUGCGCACGACUGGCGGAUCGUGGCGGGGGAGGCGGGCAUCGUGGAGCGAGUCGAUCGCGAGCUGGGUGUGGUGGUCUGCGCGCACAAGGACAAGGCUGCCGCGGAGGAGCAUAUUGCGAGGAUACGGGAGUUGCUGAAGUUGGAGCGCGUGAGGGUCUUGCUCGCGCAUGAUACGGAGUGGUACAAGGAGAACAGAGGCGGCCCGAUGUACUGGCCCGGGCAGUUCGAAACGCUGUAGAAUAAGCAAUGCAGUAGUUACGAGGCUUGUAUGAUAUUUUUUUCUAUGUCGCGAAGUCCUCCGCGCGCAUAUAGGAGCACAUC